AUGCCGCAUUACGUUACAGUUGCUACAUGCUCCCUCAACCAAUGGGCACUUGAUUUUGAAGGAAACAGAGAUCGUAUUCUCGAGUCGAUUAAGAUAGCUAAGGAAAGAGGAGCCAGACUUCGUGUUGGACCAGAGCUUGAAAUUCCAGGAUACGGUUGUCUAGAUCAUUUUUUGGAAAAUGACGUAUACUUACACUCCUGGGAAAUGUAUUCCCAGAUUCUUGCUAACGAAGAGACGUACGGAAUUCUUUUGGACAUAGGUAUGCCAAUCAUUCACAAAAACAAGCGUUAUAAUUGUCGUGUGCUUUCGUACGAUGGAAAAGUUUUGCUAAUCAGGCCAAAGUUAUUUUUAGCAAAUGAUGGUAAUUAUAGGGAAAUGAGAUACUUUACUCCAUGGUUGAAACCUCGAUACGUGGAGAACUUCCAGUUACCUAGAAUUGUUCAAAAUAUUAGUCACCAAGAUCCAUCCGAACAUGGAAUAGUUCAGUUUGGUGACAUGGUCAUUGCAACGAAAGAUACCGUUAUUGGUGCUGAGACAUGUGAGGAGCUUUUUACUCCUGACGCCCCUCAUAUUGACAUGUGUCUUGAUGGAGUUGAAAUCAUCACAAAUUCGUCUGGAUCACAUCAUGAAUUAAGAAAGCUAGAUACCAGAAUGCAACUUAUUACAGAGGCGACAAGAAAAUGUGGUGGACUUUAUCUUUACUCUAAUCAGAAGGGAUGCGAUGGGGACAGACUAUAUUAUGAUGGAUGCUCCUUAAUCGUUCUCAAUGGACAAGUUCUUGCUCAAGGUAAACAAUUUUCACUUGACGACGUGGAAGUUAUUACUGCAACUGUUGAUUUAGAGGAUGUCAGAUCAUAUAGGAGUAUUAUAUCCCAUGGUUUGCAGAGCCGGGUCUCACCCACAUAUGAAAGAGUUCAUACAUCACUUGAACUAUCACCAGACACUCUUAACUUCAACCCUAACGUGUGUCCCACACAACCACGUGAGAUCCAUUAUCAUAAGCCAGAAGAGGAAAUUGCAUACGGUCCAGCCUGUUGGCUCUGGGACUAUGUUAGAAGAUGCCAUGCAGUUGGAUUUUUUUUGCCUCUUAGUGGUGGAAUUGACAGUUGCGCGACUGCUGUAAUUGUCCAUUCUAUGUGUCGACUUGUCGUGUCAAACUGUGCACAUGGUAACAAACAGGUAAUUAAGGAUGCGAGAGAAGUUGCUGGCUAUCCAGAAAACUCUGAUUGGAUUCCGCAAACUCCACAGGAGCUUGCUAGUAGGGUAUUUCACACAUGCUACAUGGGAACCAAGAAUUCGUCAACUGAGACACGUAAGAGGUCAAAGAUAUUGGCGGAAAAAAUUGGUUCGUAUCACAUUGAUCUAAAUAUGGAUACCAUAGUCAAUGCUAUUGUGAAUAUGUUUGAGGUGACGACAGGAAAGAGACCAAUCUAUAAAGUUUUCGGCGGAUCCAACGUUGAGAAUUUAGCUUUACAAAAUAUACAGGCCAGAAUGAGAAUGGUGCUCGCUUAUUUGUUUGCUCAAUUGUUACCAUGGAUUCGUUCCGGUGUUAGAAGUGGCGGUAAUUCGGGUGGACUUCUUGUUCUGGGAUCUGCCAAUGUUGAUGAACAACUUAGAGGCUAUCUUACUAAAUAUGACUGCUCCUCCGCUGAUAUCAACCCUAUUGGAAGUAUUUCAAAGGUUGAUCUUAUCCGUUUUAUAAAGUGGGCUAGGAUUAACUUCGAGCUUCCAGUGCUCCAGGAGUUUGUUGAUGCAACACCUACCGCCGAGUUGGAACCUAUCACAGAUACUCAUGUCCAAUCGGAUGAAGCAGACAUGGGCUUUACGUAUGAAGAACUUGGUAUACUAGGGCGUCUUCGUAAGAUUGACAAAUGUGGUCCAUACUCUAUGUUCAUGAAGCUUCUUCAUUUAUGGCAUGGAAAGAAAACACCAGAGGAAACAGCUCAAAAAGUCGAAAGCUUUUUCUGGUACUAUGCUGUUAAUCGUCACAAGCAAACUGUUAGUACACCAUCAUACCACGCCGAACAAUACUCACCGGAUGAUCACAGAUUUGAUUUACGACCAUUUUUGAUCAAUCCAGCUUUUCCAUGGGCUAGACAUAAGAUUAGUAACGUUUUAGAGAAGAUCAAUACUUACAAGAAAAACAACAACUGUUCGGAGGUGGAUCCUUCUGAAGUUGAUUAA
Molecule: messenger RNA, 2184 nt
Organism: Brettanomyces bruxellensis
Lineage: Eukaryota; Fungi; Ascomycota; Pichiomycetes; Pichiales; Pichiaceae
Gene: QNS1
Product: glutamine-dependent NAD(+) synthetase
Exons: 1
Coding region: 1-2184 (727 amino acids)
Biological process (GO): NAD+ biosynthetic process
Cellular component (GO): cytoplasm
Molecular function (GO): NAD+ synthase (glutamine-hydrolyzing) activity; glutaminase activity; ATP binding
Source: RefSeq, a predicted model, not a curated record